AUGUUAGAGCAUCCGUGGCUGAGAGAAGAAGCAUCAGACAAGCCGAUAAAUUCUGCUGUUCUAACAGAUGAAUCAGCAUCAGCUUGCAUUAAAGGUAUGGUGUCUUACUGGAUCGAAGAAGAUCAAGUUAUUGCUGAAAAUCUAUCAGAAGAAGAGAUUAAAGGUCUUAAAACAAUGUUCACAAACAUCGACACGGAUAAUAGUGGAACAAUCACUUACGAAGAACUGAAAGAAGGUUUGGCCCGUCUUGGAUCGACGCUCAACGAAGCUGAAGUCAAGCAAUUAAUGGAAGCUGCUGAUGUGGAUGGAAAUGGAACGAUAGACUAUAUCGAAUUUAUCUCAGCUACAAUGCAUAGAUACAGACUUGAAAGAGAUGAAGACCUGUACAAAGCAUUCCAGCAUUUCGAUAAAGAUAACAGUGGGUUCAUUACAAUGGACGAACUAGAGGUUGCUAUGAAAGAAUACGGAAUGUGUAAUGAAGCCAACAUCAAGGAAAUAAUCGCCGAGGUGGAUUCCGACAACGAUGGAAGAAUUAACUACGACGAGUUCUGCUCAAUGAUGAGAAGUGGAGUACAAAUCGGAAGGCUUUUUAGAUGCCCUUUGUUUGUUCCAUUACGAGAGUGCGACAACCGAUUGCGGAUGACUGAUGUAACCUAAUUAACACGUGUCACCAGAAAGUAUCCAGGUUCAUUAACUAUCUCGAUCCUAAAGCCUGCACUUUGAGAAUACGAGAGUAUAAAUUCAAGCCAGU
Hibiscus syriacus is the source of this 751-nucleotide messenger RNA. RefSeq names its product calcium-dependent protein kinase 15-like. The coding region runs from base 1 to 657 and encodes 218 amino acids. The transcript has 5 exons. Gene Ontology annotation, molecular function: calcium ion binding; enzyme regulator activity. The record is from RefSeq and is a predicted model, not a curated record. NCBI's taxonomy places the organism in Eukaryota, Viridiplantae, Streptophyta, Magnoliopsida, Malvales, Malvaceae.